ACUGAGCCAUGCUAAUUGCUAGUACAAGAAAAAACAAAAGAAAAAAAAAAGUCAUUUCAAGACUGGCUACUAGUCGCAGCAAAUUGGUGUUUUGCUUGUGAUUUUCCUAUCUUUUCAAAGCCAAGACUCAAAAGCGCUCUCUCUCUCUCUCUCUCUCUCUCUCUUCUUCAUCUUGAUCCAUGGACAUUUCUCAGUGGCGACAGGGGAUGGAGUCAAGGGGUAUAACUGAAAUGAGGAAGCCAAUUAGGCCACAAAAAGAACAAGCAUUGAACUGUCCAAGGUGCAAUUCAACCAACACAAAAUUCUGCUACUACAACAACUACAGCCUCUCUCAGCCAAGAUACUUCUGCAAGUCUUGUAGGAGGUACUGGACUGAAGGUGGGUCCCUCAGAAAUGUUCCAGUAGGUGGAGGCUCCAGGAUUAACCACAAGAAAUCAUCAUCAUCAAAGAAUAAUCUCCCUCAUGAUCUGACCCCGCCAACAAAUUCCUCACACUCUGCCAUCCAAAACCCUAAAUUUCACCAAGGCCAAGACCUCAACCUUACUUGCCUACCCCCUAAUACUAGUGAUCACAACACCAUUUACCCUAACCCUUUUGGAUAUAGGAUAUUUGACUCAGAUGGGGCAAUUUCUGAGCAAGAAUUCAAGCCAAUCAGCCUUAAUAUUUGUCUAAACGGGUUUGGAAAUGUGUAUGGAUCAAGGUUUCCAGGGGUUCCCCGUCCAGUCCUGACGCACAAAUACACACAAAUAACUUUCCCACCAACUCCUCUCCCAUGCGCGCCUGACUUUGAAGAGAGUACAAGUGCAAGGCCAUUUUUCCCUUUUGAGGAGUUGAAGCUGCAUAAUAAAGGGCAAGGAGAGCCUAGCACAACUGGGCACUGGAGUGGGAUGUUGGGUGGAGGGUCUAAUUGGUAAAAUUACUACCAUUCGAAAAUGGGUAAGGAAAAAAACUGAAUAAAGUCUCUCUCUCUCUCUCUCUCUCUCUCUCUCUCUCUCUCUCUAAAUCCCAGCAAGGGAGCAAAGAACCCUAAGUUGUAUGCGUCUUGGUGAAGAUGAAAAUUGAUCCUAGUUCCAUGUUUUGAAGCAGCAUUUUUUGAGCUGUUCUGCUUAGUAGAAUGUCUGUUCUUGGGAAUUGAGACCAAUAAACCUUUCCUAAAGUAAACGAUGUGGCCUAGAUUAACUAAGAGCAUAGGGAUUGCAUCGGCACCUGUAUAUGAACCACAAAAUUUAUCUUCAUGUGCAGUUUUCUUGAUUCUAGAAAGCAAAGAUUGUUUCGUA
This is a messenger RNA of Rhododendron vialii, 1277 nucleotides long. Its product is annotated as dof zinc finger protein DOF4.6-like. Gene Ontology annotation, biological process: regulation of DNA-templated transcription. Gene Ontology annotation, molecular function: DNA-binding transcription factor activity; DNA binding. The record is from RefSeq and is a predicted model, not a curated record. Bases 180 to 914 code for a protein of 244 amino acids. The transcript has 2 exons. NCBI's taxonomy places the organism in Eukaryota, Viridiplantae, Streptophyta, Magnoliopsida, Ericales, Ericaceae.